This is a messenger RNA of Aspergillus saccharolyticus JOP 1030-1, 716 nucleotides long. RefSeq lists its product as uncharacterized. Lineage: Eukaryota; Fungi; Ascomycota; Eurotiomycetes; Eurotiales; Aspergillaceae. The record is from RefSeq and is a predicted model, not a curated record. The transcript has 2 exons. The coding region runs from base 41 to 508 and encodes 155 amino acids.
GGGAUGAAGCUGGGCGGUUGAGGCCAGCCGAGGAUUUGAGAUGAAGUUUACAGCAUUGAGCAGCAUUGAGCAGCAUAUCACCUUCAUUGCCCUCAGUCAGUCUACCUCAUAUUGUACAACCAUCCUCACUAUGUCGACUACCACCGCGAUCACCACGACACCCUCCACCACAAGGGUCGGUACUCUAUCUGUGCUAUCAGACUACGAACUACAUCACUCGGGCGCUACAACAUCUUCCCCCUCCUUGGAUUCCACAGACAGCACCACACCGUCCGCACCGCCCACCAACUGGCCCACCGACCACCGCCGUGUGCCAGCUUACCGUCCAGUAAAUCGCAAUCAGAACCAGAGCGAGCGACCGGCCGGCGCGAACGGAGCCGAAUAUGUGUUUAUCCAGACCAUGUUGCACGGUGUAUGGUUGAAUGCAGUGGUAUCACGAAUUUGGCAUGCGACAGGAGGGAAGAUUAACGACAAGAUUUUCCACUAUGAGAUCGGAGGAGAGUGGUAGAACUGAAUCUUGUGUUUUGUUUGGAUGUUAAUGCAAUCUUUUCCUGUCACGACAUAGUCCUACCUCCAGCAGUAAUACAUACCACGUCCAUGAUGAUUGUUGCCUUUUGACACCUCACGAAUGAACAUCGCGAGCUUGUUGUUUUCCAAGGAACUGGCUUCAUAUACUAUACUAUUGUACUGUACCUACAAAACCAAGACUAUCUACC